GAAAAACACAGCCUGGGCACGCUACUUACCUUGCUACCUUCUUCCCGCUCAACACGGUACCUCCUACGAUGGAUUUUGCACAUCCCUCAUCUCCUAGCGGCUCAUGGAUCCAUCUAUGCAAUGUCGUAGAAUAUAGCGGCAUUUUCGAUUCUGAAUAUCGCCAGCCCCACUUACGGUGCAUGAAAAACACACGUGUUGCCCUUCUGAAGAGCAUAACACAAGUCCUUGACCAACGUGAUCGGACGAACAUUUGGCUCAACGGUCUCGCCGGUGUUGGAAAAACGUCUAUCGCGUUCACCAUAGCUGAGGAGAUGAAAGAAGCGGAGAGGCUUGCUGCCACUUUCUUCUUCUCACACAAACAUGCACAAAAAGCUGUCGCCAUCAUUCCUACCAUCGCAUACCAGCUGGCACUGGCUUUCCCGCGCAUUCGAGAGGAUAUUAUGAAAGCGAUCGAGAACGACGACAGUCUCCUAUCACCUGGAAAAUCUCACGCGGAUCAGAUGCGAGAGCUCGUCAUAAAGCCACUCAAGAUAUUGAGAUUCCGCGAACAGCCUUAUACUAUCAUUAUCGAUGCUCUCGACGAAUGUUUCUCCUCUGAAGAAGCGGCAAGGCUGGUCACACUGUUGACAGACGCUCUCGCAGGUCCAGACCUGCCAUUCAUCCACGUAAUAUUCACAAGCCGCCCUGAGGCGCAUAUCCGCGCUGCCAUACCCUCCGGUGUCCACGAGAUUCGCCUUACCACUCGUGAUGAAGACACCAUACAGGAUGUCCGUUACUUUCUGCGAGCAUCACUGGACGAAACACGGACAAGUCGUCCUACUGUUUUCGGUCAGCCUCCCUUCCCCUGGCCAUCGGAGGAUGAAUUCGAGACGUUGGUCUUUAAGGCAGGCGGUCUGUUUGUUUACGCUGCCAUGGCCAUGAAUUUCACAUCCUCCGUUGGCCAUCAUCCACAGGAGAGACUAGAACUCUUACUACGUGAGAAGUCGACUGUCGGUGCUGACAUCGAUCAGCUUUAUCGGCAGAUCAUUGCAACCUCGGAGGAUCCACUCACGCACUGCCGGAUGUUGGCGUCUAUCAUUCAUCUGAGGAGACCGUUGAAACUCGCAGAACUCCAAGAACUCUUUUACGCAGAUAAAAGGAGCUUGGUUAUGAUGCUUGAAGCAUUUUCACCCGUCAUCUUGAAUGAUGGGGUCGAAAAUGUCGAAAUUUAUCACGCAUCACUCCGCGACUUUAUGAGCGACCCUCUACGCUCGAAGCAAUAUCACGUAGAUGCUGCACACACUGAUGAGCACCUUGCAUGCUGCUGCCUUGAUUUCAUUACACGUCAGGAUUCCAAUCGGACUCGUGCCAUUCUAGUGUCGCCAUCGUCUUAUCCAUAUCCAUAUCAGAUGUGGCAUAUCCAUCUUUAUCCUGCCUAUCCUAGCAGCAAACUUCGAAAACUGCUGGCCCUGUUUACAGACACAACUCUGCGAGAUUGGCUAAAGAUACCAAACCCUAAGGACUCCAACUUUACACACAGUGUCCGGGACGCAAGGAGCUGUUGUUUAUCCUUGAAAUGGAUCAGGGGUCCGUCAGACAUUGUGGUUGCAUGGCGUCUUCAUAAAGCUGAGAAGGAGUUUGCAAAGCUAGCCGACACUAUGUAACUUAGUCAAGACUGUUGUCCGCUUACUUACUUGGGACGACCUUGUUGGCUUCUUUCCACUCUAUGACCACAACUAUCUUUACCAGUUCUCAGACUCGUUAUGUAGAAGUUGUUAUUGUGUUGAUUAAUUAUUUGAAUUCAUUUGUUUUUGUGCUA
Messenger RNA from Suillus subalutaceus, 1798 nucleotides. RefSeq lists its product as uncharacterized. The record is from RefSeq and is a predicted model, not a curated record. The transcript is spliced from 3 exons. Bases 69 to 1643 code for a protein of 524 amino acids. Lineage: Eukaryota; Fungi; Basidiomycota; Agaricomycetes; Boletales; Suillaceae.